UGUCGCAAGGAAGGUAAAGAUUUGCGCAAACACAUGAACAUAUACGGCAAAGGAAAGUGUCCUGAAUGUGGUGGGAAAGUAACCAAAUGCAAACCUGGCGAAUAUGAAAGAGCAACAUUUUUCUGCCCGUCAUGCCAAACAAACACCUUAAAAUCUUCAAAGAAACUUCCUACAAAGAAUUCACUUCUGGGAUGGGUAACAGCCAAUAAAGAUAUGAUACAGUGGAAUUGUAAACUCUGCACUCUGGAAAACAAGCCUGCAAGUAACCGAUGCAGCGCUUGCCUCACACCCAGAUUUCCAGAUUCGCCAGACAAGAGCCAACUCCAUUCACAAUCCGAGGCCCCUUUGCAACUGCAACAAAACCACUCUGAGGAAAGACGGUUGCCCUGUUCUUCGCCUUUUACGCCACUGUCUUCCCCAUGCACCCCUUCCAGUACCACCAGUUCUCCUGAGACAAGAGUGCCUGGCCAGAAACAUGAUCUCAAGGAUGAAGAACAUCCGAGCAGUAGCUUGCAAAGAAAGUACAAAUUUAGAAGGCUCAGCAAUUCCCCUGCAAGUCUCCCAAGCACCCCACCACCAGUGUCCCAGUUGAAUGCAGCACUUGUUAACACACCAGUAGCUCCCCAAGCAAGAAAUCACAGAAUUCUUGCUUUUCCCACAACCAAGACAAGUGAUAAACUGAAAGCUGAGAGAGAAGAAGCACCCAUUUUGUGUUCUGGCCACAAGCUUCCAGCACGUAAAUUGAGAGCGGAAAAAAGUGCUGAAAACAGAGGACGAAUCUUCUAUGUGUGUGACUUACCAAAAAAGAACCAGUGUAAUUUCUUCAUGUGGGGAGAUGCACACCAUCCUCGCUGCGGUCAUGGGAAAAUAACCAUCAUCCGUGAAGUAUUGAAGCAGAAUGCCAAUAACGGUAGAGAAUUCUACUGCUGUCCAUUUCCAAAGACUAAGCAGUGUGACUUUUUCCAAUGGGUUGAUGAUAUCAAAGCAAAAUAGAUCAGUAGCCAGAAUUUUUGUUUUUGUCUUAGGGCCAAGACAGCAAGAUUACCAUCCAGCUCAGUGUAAUACUGGAAUAGGGGCAUAUUUUAUCAGUUAUGAUAGUGUAAGUCAGUGGAAAAUUUGUCCCUUAUUUUUAUGACUGAGGUAUCUCAAUUAGUGACUUUUAGAGACAUAAAAUACU
This is a messenger RNA of Penaeus vannamei (Pacific white shrimp), 1177 nucleotides long. The record is from RefSeq and is a predicted model, not a curated record. Lineage: Eukaryota; Metazoa; Arthropoda; Malacostraca; Decapoda; Penaeidae.